This is a messenger RNA of Saitoella complicata NRRL Y-17804, 1095 nucleotides long. RefSeq names its product nucleotide-diphospho-sugar transferase. Lineage: Eukaryota; Fungi; Ascomycota; Saitoellomycetes; Saitoellales; Saitoellaceae. The transcript is spliced from 2 exons. The record is from RefSeq and is a predicted model, not a curated record. Bases 1 to 1095 code for a protein of 364 amino acids. Gene Ontology annotation, molecular function: glycosyltransferase activity.
AUGCUGUUUCCUGAGCUCGAGGUGAGGGAGGCGGGGUGGGACUGCCCCCAAUCAAGUGUUUUCGCGGUCGCUUAUUUCCGAUCGCGGGGUGGAGUCGGACAAAAAACCGACAUCCAUCCUCCUCGUCCCCCAUCACCUCUCCUCUUCGAUCAUCCAAGGUCAGCAGUGUCUCCGCUCGCCGUGGACUCCUCAAACCCGCCCAAAAAGGCCUGGGCCUGCCUCCUCACCGGCUCCCCCGGCUACCUGUCCGGAUUCCUCACCCUCCACUACUCCCUCCGCAAACAUGCCUCCAAGUACCCCCUCAUCGCCCUCCUCAACCCCUCCGACACGCUCUACCCCCUCUUCCUCUCCGCUCUUCAGCAGCGAGGGAUCCCGCACAGGGAUAUUGAGGCCUUGAGACCGGUGGAGGAUAGGGAGUUUGAGGGUGAUCCAAGGUUUAAGGAGUGUUGGACCAAGUUGGAGAUGUUUGGAUUGUACGAGUUUGAGCGCGUGGGAUUCUUGGAUUCGGAUAUGCUCGUUCUACAAAAUAUGGACGAACUCUUCGAGAUACCCCUCGAACCACACCAAAUCGCAGCGUCGGCGGCAUGCGUGUGUAACCCCCGAAAGAGAGCACACUACCCCCCAACCUGGAUACCCGAGAACUGCGCGUACAGCAAGCAAUGCUACGACCCCGCUCUCGCUGCCACCGCUGCUACGGACGCAAUCCCCCCCACCUUCGGCCUCGGCGCCCUCAACUCUGGCCUCGUCAUCCUCCACCCUUCACCCGAAAACUACAAGCGCGUCACCGCACCUCUUUCCAACCCCCCUCUCUACCGCACCUUCCUCUUCCCCGACCAAGACCUCCUCGCGCACGUCUUCAAGGGGGACUGGAUCCCGCUUCCCUACGUCUAUAACGCGCUCAAGACCCUCAAGGGGCAGCAUGCCGAGAUGUGGCGGGAUGAGGAGGUGAAGAAUUUGCAUUUUAUUAUUGAUAAGCCGUGGGAUGAUGUUGAUAAGAAGGGGGAGGGGAAGGUGUUGCAUGGGGUUUGGUGGGGGGUUGAUGGAGAGAGGAGGGAGUGGGAGAAGGGGGUGUAUGGGAUUGAAUCUGAAGAGUAA